Trichechus manatus latirostris (Florida manatee) is the source of this 949-nucleotide messenger RNA. RefSeq names its product hydroxysteroid 17-beta dehydrogenase 3 (gene HSD17B3). The transcript has 10 exons. Gene Ontology annotation, molecular function: testosterone dehydrogenase (NADP+) activity. The record is from RefSeq and is a predicted model, not a curated record. Gene Ontology annotation, cellular component: endoplasmic reticulum. Gene Ontology annotation, biological process: steroid biosynthetic process. Lineage: Eukaryota; Metazoa; Chordata; Mammalia; Sirenia; Trichechidae. The coding region runs from base 56 to 949 and encodes 297 amino acids.
CACAGCAGCCAGGGCCUAGGGCUAAGUGUGAAACAGCAUCUGCUGCAGUUCAGGCAUGGGAGAGUUUCUGGAACAGUUCUUCAUUUUUGUAGGGGUGCUGGUGUGCCUGGUCUACCUGGUGAAGUGUGUGAAAUUCGCCAAAUGUAUUUUCCUGCACUUUUGGAAAGUUUUACCAAGGUCUUUCGCGCAGUCAAUGGGACAGUGGGCAGUGAUCACAGGAGCAGGAGAUGGGAUUGGGAAAGCUUACUCAUUUGAGCUGGCAAAACGUGGACUCAACAUUGUGCUUAUCAGUCGGACACUGGAAAAACUACAGGCCAUUGCCACUGAGAUUGAGCAGACUACAGGGAGUAGCGUGAAGAUUAUACAAGCAGAUUUUACCAAAGACGACAUCUAUGAGUAUAUUAAAGAAAACCUUAAAGGCUUAGAAAUUGGAAUUUUAGUCAACAAUGUCGGAAUGCUUCCAAACCUUCUCCCGAGCUAUUUCCUUAAUGCACCGGAUGAAAUCCAGAGCCUCAUCCAUUGUAACAUGACCUCAGUAAUCAAGAUGACACAGCUGAUUCUGAAACACAUGGAAUCAAGGGGGAAAGGACUCAUCUUGAACAUUUCUUCUGGAGCAGCCCUCUUUCCUUGUCCUCUAUACUCUUUGUAUUCAGCUUCCAAGGCUUUUGUGCGCACAUUUUCCAAGGCACUCCAAGCGGAAUAUAAAGCGAAAGGAAUCAUUAUACAGGUGCUGACCCCCUAUGCUAUUUCAACCUCGAUGACAAAGUAUCUAAAUCCUAACAUGAUAACCAAGACUGCCAAUGAGUUUGUUAAAGAAUCAAUGAAUUACAUUACGGCUGGAGAUGAAAACUGUGGCUGCCUUGCCCAUGAAAUCUUGGUAACUUAUAACUUCUUACUUUCUUGGAAUAAUGAGGACAGGUGUGCAGCCAGCCCCAGCAGGCUUAACUAA